This is a messenger RNA of Ctenopharyngodon idella (grass carp), 1960 nucleotides long. RefSeq names its product dynein light chain Tctex-type family member 5 (gene dynlt5). Gene Ontology annotation, molecular function: dynein intermediate chain binding. NCBI's taxonomy places the organism in Eukaryota, Metazoa, Chordata, Actinopteri, Cypriniformes, Xenocyprididae. The coding region runs from base 675 to 1208 and encodes 177 amino acids. Gene Ontology annotation, biological process: microtubule-based movement. Gene Ontology annotation, cellular component: cytoplasm; cytoplasmic dynein complex. The transcript has 5 exons. The record is from RefSeq and is a predicted model, not a curated record.
AAUGAAGGUCUUACGGGUGUGGAACGACAUGAGGGUGAGUAAUAAAUGACAUUAUUUUCAUUUCUGGGUGAUGUAACCCUUUAAACUAAACCUCUUGCAAAUAAGAACUUUGUAUUUCUUGUUGCAGGGAUAAAAAAAAAAUACCAGUAUAUAUUCUUAAAUUUUAGAAGUAUAGCAAACUAUAGUCAACACCAUGAGUUUAAUAGAAAUACAUAAACUAUUGUUUAGUUUUGUUUCCUCUGAAUUAAUUAACAAAAUCCACAUUUUUAUCAAAUAGUGUAUAAUCUGAACUGUUCAACAUAAAAGCUUUUAGAAAUUUGACCACAGGAAGGCAGCGUUGUUCAACUAUUUGAUUAAUCCGAAUUCACACGAAAUCGCACUAUAAAUAUUUUUUUGCUUAUGCACACUAAUUAGGUCACGUACGUGACCAAGCAAAGUCAGCAUUACAAUAAUUUAAACAUAUGUUCGCCAUAGAAUUAGUAAUAUCGCUGGCAGGAUAUGCUACCCAGAGCCUGAUGGCCAUAGAUAUGUACUGAUACCACCCAAAGUGAAAAUGAAAUCCACUGUUGUCAAGGCAACGUUUGUCAACAAGCCUGUGACGGUCCUGAGCAUUUCCGGUUUGUGGAACAGACGCAUCUAAGUGAAUUGAUACAAUUCAGUCGAUUUUCCGCAAAAUGUCUGAUUUAGCGAAAGAGAAAGCAGCACGUUUGCUGAAGAAACGUGGAAGUGUGUCUUCUCUGAGCAGUCAUGAAGUCAGAGCUAAAGACACUUUUGGCAAAACUAAGGACUCUAUCAGCACUGUGUCCUACAUGGAAGAGCCUGGACAUCAUGAUGAUAUUCCACGACCUACAGUGCAAAUGGAAAACACCUAUCGGCUCACCCCCACGCGACGUUUCCCAGUGAUAACAGUGAAAGACAUUCUGAAGGAUGUGUUGACCAGCUAUCUGCAGGAGGAGAAAUAUGAACCCGAGUUGUGCAGGCAGAUGACCAAAACAAUCUCUGAGGUUGUCAAGGCCAGAGUUAAAGAUUUGAUGAUUCCUCGCUAUAAGUUCAUAGUCAUCAUCAGCAUUGGUCAGAUCAGAGACCAGAACAUACGCAUGGGGAGUAGAUGCCUGUGGGACGAGACACACGACAAUUUCUCCUCGCAUACUUUCAAAAACAGCUCACUCUUUGCUGCCGCUACUGUCUAUGGUGUAUAUUUUGAAUGAGUCUGCAAGAAUAGUCCUUAGUCAGGGCAUUGCCAUAUUUCAUUUUUAACAAGAUUUAAACCAAGGCUGUGAGGGAAAGAAUAGAGUGCAUUCAAUGGAUUGUACUGUUUAACAACACGCCGCUUGUUCAGCUGACGAUACGUCUUUCCAAAAAAGUUUCAGUAGACAAAAACUCCAUUAAAUAGUUUUGAAAGUUGUGAGUUGUGAAAAUGAUGUGAUCUAGGACCUUUAUAAUGCGUCUUUGUUAAAUUCAAUAUAGCGUCCUGACUAAAGUCUAUGUCAGCUCGAUGUUAGUGACUAGUGAAUUUAGCGAGCCUGUGAGCACCACAUGCAGUAGUGGCCAAAAAUGCUGUCCGGACUAGGAAAAUUGACAUCUUUACCCUUUAUUCAAAUAUUAUAAAAAAAUUGUUAAAGAUAUAUAAAAUAUAUUCUCCUCAUAUUUUGAUGGCUUAAUCAAACUUGAAAAGACUUUAAAAACAAAUAUCCCCUCCGGACAUAACUUUUGGCCACUACUGUGUACGCUCUCCGAUCAUUCUGAAGUUAUUGCCUGUGAUGCUAUUUAAUUCUUAUUUUUAUAUUAUAGAAGCACAUGUUGGACAUAACUUAAUGCCUGUUGUCUUAACAAGAGAACGUUUUACCUCAUAUAAACAAUUGAAAAUAUAAAUCUCUUUCCAUGCAUUGAGUUGAAAUGUCAUCAGUUAAUACCUCAUUGUAUUUUAUACCUCAGUCAAUAAAUCUGUCUUCAUCUAUCA